Messenger RNA from Anguilla anguilla (European eel), 2605 nucleotides. RefSeq names its product homeobox protein Hox-C5a-like. The record is from RefSeq and is a predicted model, not a curated record. Gene Ontology annotation, biological process: anterior/posterior pattern specification; regulation of transcription by RNA polymerase II. Gene Ontology annotation, cellular component: nucleus. The transcript is spliced from 2 exons. Bases 294 to 1046 code for a protein of 250 amino acids. Gene Ontology annotation, molecular function: RNA polymerase II cis-regulatory region sequence-specific DNA binding; DNA-binding transcription factor activity, RNA polymerase II-specific. Lineage: Eukaryota; Metazoa; Chordata; Actinopteri; Anguilliformes; Anguillidae.
GCACGUGACUCUCCUAGCAUCCCAUAUUUGGGCAGUGCACGUAGAAUGAAGAAAAAAAAUGUACAAAAAAAAUUCCAACCCACCUAUAAAUCCUGGUCAUUUUUAGGACAAAAGCCCCUUGAACUUCUAAAGAUCCACAAAUCAAACGAAAUAACAAUAACAAUAACAAUAAUCCUGCCGGAAGAUAAGACGUGCAAAUGAAAACCAUCACUAAAAUAUCAUAGAGGGCUUUAAUUACAUGUUCGUUUCUGUUUAAAUGCUUCAGUUUUGUGCUUACUGCGUAUUUCCAUAAUAUGAGCUCUUACGUAGGUAACCCCUUUCCCAAGCAAACUCACGAGGCGUCUGCCUACACCAUGCACAGUUAUGGCUAUGGAUCUGUCUCUGAACUCCAUUCAUCCACUUAUUGCUACGGAGAGCUUGAUUUCAACGGAUCCUGUACUUCUUCGGCCUCUUCGAAUUCCCUCAAACGGGGGGAGAUGAGCACGAGCCUGCGUGAUAGCCCCGACGCUCCACCACCGCGGUUGCAGUCUUGUUCAGCAGCGGGCUCCACGAGACGCUCCGUAAACGAAAGCGGUCAAGGCACUCUAAAUAUUGGGCUGUACUGUCGAAAAGCCGAGGGCGACAACACGGAGCAGAGCGAAAUGCCCAUAGGCAAGGCAAGAACAGGCGAGAUCAAAGUUGGAGCCAUGCAACCCGUCCAGCCAGUAAGACAACCAAAUAAUUCGGCUCAGCCGCAGACCAACCACCAACAGCCCCAGAUAUAUCCAUGGAUGACAAAGCUACAUAUGAGUCACGAACCCGACGGAAAACGGUCACGGACCAGUUACACCCGCUACCAGACUCUGGAGCUGGAGAAAGAGUUCCAUUUCAACCGGUACCUCACACGUCGCAGGCGUAUCGAGAUCGCCAAUAGCCUUUGCUUGAACGAGAGGCAAAUCAAAAUAUGGUUCCAGAACCGGCGUAUGAAGUGGAAGAAGGAUUCAAAGCUCAAAGUAAAGGACACGAUACAAAAUGGCAAUGGGAUCACACGUUCUUCUCAAAAUUAAUGACUGGUAUUAUAAGAGCGGGCAAAGAAAGAAUCUGCGGACGAAUAAAACACGCAGGGAUUAAAAAAAAAACUUUUACGCACCAAGCUUCUGCGCAUUUUUUUUGCAUUUGAUAUGUUUAGAUAUGUUGUGCGAUGUGAAAAUGUAUCAGAGUAUGAUUCAAUAUACACGUAUUCAUUGUUUAAAUGUUGUGCCUUUAUGUUGUGUCUUGAUCAAUGAUUAUGCUCCCUCCCCUUCCGCGUGAGAACAAGAACGCCUGAGGUGGAAUUUUGAAUGUGCACUCGUUCUGCACUGUGUCCGCCAGAUGACCUUUCUGAGUCCAUGUUUUGGACAUGGUGUGACCUGGCCCUGACCCUAUAAUCAUGCAUUGGGCUUGAGCCCUGGUCCUUGCUGAUUGCAGCAGUUAUUAGUAGCAGUAUUUAUAAUGUUACUAUAGGAUACUAGUAAUAGCAGCAGCAGCAGCAGCAGCAGCAGUAGUAGUAGUAGUAGUAUUAGUAUUAGUAGUUGUAGUAGUAUAUAUUGUUGUAGAAUUAAAGCAUAUUACCUCUUAUAAGAGUCUGAGAACAUAAUUUGUACCAUCCUAUAUUCUAAAAGACACAUUCAAUGAGGUGUUCGUUUUUGUCAUACAACAAUGUGGAAUGGCAGGAAAUUUUGCUGAAUUGUGCAAAAUUAUAUUCCAUAGAGUUUUCCCUUUGAAUAUAACAAAUACAUAGAUCUUUGACUCUUGAUGAUAAUACAUUGAAAUAAGAAUAAAUAUGCUGAGAUUGUAUUGGGUAGGCUGCAUCAAUCAAGGAAAGUAAAAUAAUUACAUUUAAUGAACUGCCCCCCCUCCCCCUCCUCCUACAAAAAAGUGCUGAUACAUCUAUUUUAGUCUAUAAAUAUGUAUUUCUGGUUUGUAUGAGCACAAAUAUUGAAUUUUGAACCCAAAACGGAGUUUUAUAGUCAUGUCUGUGACUUUUAUUUUUUCAAAUUGAUUUUUCAAACUGACAUGCAGCUUUAAUGUAAAAUAGUUAAACACAUUCAUUCAAACCCUGUCCUGGUGCUGGUUUUAGUCUAAAUGUUCAGUGUCAUAAUGCAUUGAGCCAACAAUGACCCACUAAUAUAAACACUUUGUAAAUAAUGUUUGCCCUUCAAUUAAAAUAAAUCUCAGUGUCUGAUUGCACUAACAUGUUUUGGGUGAAUGGGAGUUUUUUAUUUUUUAUUUUAUUUUUUGCAUUUUGUCUGGAGUGCUAAGCAGUAGUUUGAGUUUAACUUUGAGGUUGAAGUUGGGCAUUGAUUUUUAAAAAUAAAAUGCACACACUAUCUAGCCUAGGCAUAUGUAGUACAUUUUAGUAAAAUAUUUAUUGUGUCAGUGAAACAGUCAAGUGUUUAUACAAUAAAUAACAGCUAACUGAACCAUUUUAGGCAAGUAUGAUUAACUAAUAUUUUGGAGAGUGUUAGCCAUGUUCACAUCAACACACCUAAACAGUGAAAAACAAAAGCAUGCUGGAAGGACUCAAAAUGGUUGGUUAAAAUGUGUAUAUGUGUGGGAUAUGUAAUAAAAUAUACGCCAUAUAUUA